AUGUAUUUUAUUAGCGACGAAUCUAUGUUGAACCAUUAUUGCCCUUGGGACACCUAUCAUAUUGAGGUACCAGAAAGACUGUCUACCAUCUUGGAAGUGACCAAGAACCCCGAAUUAUCCAAGAGCAUUCGCAAUCUGCAGCUUCGUUCUGCAACUGAGGAAGACUUAGAGAUGGUUCAUACGAAGAAGUACAUCUCAGACAUAAAACGGACCAAAGACAUGACUAAAGAGGAGCAAGAGGAAUUCUGUUCAAACUUUGAAGAUAUUUAUGUGAAUCGGCAAACCUUUGACAUUGCCUUAUUAGCAGCUGGAUGCGCAUUUCAGCUAGUCGACGCUGUCAGCGAAACUGGUACUCCAGGCUUUGCUGCCAUUCGGCCACCUGGUCACCAUGCUUUUCCUGAUCGAGGCUGCGGCUUUUGCAUUUUUAACAAUGUUGCCCUUGCUGCAAAAUAUGUGAGUACGAUUCUAAUAGUUCGUAAAGAAUAG
This is a messenger RNA of Strongylus vulgaris, 486 nucleotides long. Lineage: Eukaryota; Metazoa; Nematoda; Chromadorea; Rhabditida; Strongylidae. The record is from the annotation of a GenBank genome assembly.